Paramecium pentaurelia is the source of this 337-nucleotide messenger RNA. Lineage: Eukaryota; Ciliophora; Oligohymenophorea; Peniculida; Parameciidae. The record is from the annotation of a GenBank genome assembly.
UAUGCGGGGAUUUUUGAGCCUUGCUAAGACUAUUGUUUAUUCAUCCUCAAUUAUUAAACCUACCUAAUAGAUAAAAAUGCAGUUUCGAUUGUAUAGAUAUAUUCAUAUGUAAGGGCAAAUCAAAAAUUGGCAUCUUAAUUCAAAUUAUGUUCCACCAUUCAAAUUUUAAGAAUGAUCAAUUUACAAGGAGUUUGUUCCAAUUCAUAAUUAGAAGAAGCAGAUGGUAUUUAAUAAAUCUUGAUAAUUAGAACAAGAUUUGGAAUCAACCAUUUCCAAACUACUUUCAGUAACCCUAAAAAGCAAUACCAAGAAGCAUCAAUUCAUAACUAAAUGAUAU